AUGGAAGACGCCUUCAGCAGCCCCGCGGGGGCCGUGCUGCAGCGGGAAGCUGGGGCCCCUGGACCACUGACGCCCCCCACAGAGUUGGGUCACAUUUACGAGCUGGAGCGGGUGCAGGCCUUCGUGCUGGAGUGCGAAGCCAAGCGGGUUGCCCUGCAGUUCCCAGAUGAUCUCCUCGGAGACAGCGUGGCUGUGGCCCGAGCCUUGGAGGAGUCGACGGGAGCCAAGAUGUUUGUUCUCGGGGACACGGCCUAUGGCAGCUGCUGUGUGGAUGUCCUUGGGGCUGAGCAAGCUGAAGCUGAGGCUCUGGUCCACUUUGGCCCUGCCUGUCUGAGCCGUCUUUCCCGGCCCUUGCCGGUCUUCUAUGUCCUUGGUCAGCGUCCCGUGGCCCUGGAGCUAUGUGCAGAGGCCUUUAGAACCCUGCACCCCAACCCUGCCGAGCCCGUGGUGCUGCUGAGUGAGCCAGCCUGUGCCCACGCCCUCGAAGCCUUGGCAGCCCUUCUUUGCCCGCAGUAUGAGGACCUCCUGGUGUCCCACCCAGCUCUGCCUGCUGCUGCCCCAGGCUGGGAGCACCCACCAUUGGAGCGCUUUGGCCGCUUUUUCCCAUUGGGCCCCGGGCGGCAGCUGGAGGACUAUGGUGCCUUUUAUGUGGGGGGCUCAGAGAGUGGGGACAACAACGGAGAUGAGGUGACCCCAGACCUACUCCAGCUGCUCCUGGGCUGGGCCCCUGACCGCCCCUUCUCCUCUUGCCUGCCAGACUCUGGAAAAGCCCGGGCAGAGGGUCCUCGGGCAGCCCGAGCCAGAGCACGGAGCCACUAUCUGGUGGAACGGGCACGAGAUGCCCAAGUGGUGGGCCUGCUGGCAGGUGCUCCAGGGGGAGCCGGGCACUGUGAGGCACUGGCCCACCUUCGGACACUGGUGAAGGCUGCUGGCAAGCGAGCCUAUGUGCUGUCGCUGGGCCGGCCCACCCCUGCCAAGCUGGCCAACUUUCCUGAGGUGGACGUCUUCGUGCUACUGGCCUGUCCCUUGAGAGCUCUUGACCGACCCCAGAGUGGGGCCAGCAGAGGCUUCUUCCGGCCACUGCUUACCCCCUAUGAGCUGGAGGCUGCCUGCAACCCAGCUCGGGGGCCUCUGGGGCUGGAGCCCUACCUGACUCGCUGUUCUGACCUGCUGCCAGGCUCCCCCUUCCAUGUGCCAAUCCCACCCCCGGAUUCUGAGCUAUGGGAUACUCCUGACGUGUCACUCAUCACUGGCGAGCUGCGCCCACCCCAGGCCUCGGCCGCACCAGAUGGCCCUGAUGGCCCCGAGGCCUCGGCUCUGAGCCACCGAUCCAGGCUUGAGCUUGCCGAGAGCAGUCCAGCAGCUUCGUUCCUUGGUUCCCGUACUUGGCGGGGGUUGGAGCCUCAGCUAGGCCGGACGGCACCGAUGCGGGCAGUCGCUGGGAGACGAGGUGUGCCCAUUGCCUACGAGGAUGAGCCUGGCAGCUGA
Molecule: messenger RNA, 1488 nt
Organism: Gracilinanus agilis (Agile Gracile Mouse Opossum)
Lineage: Eukaryota; Metazoa; Chordata; Mammalia; Didelphimorphia; Didelphidae
Gene: DPH2
Product: diphthamide biosynthesis 2
Exons: 6
Coding region: 1-1488 (495 amino acids)
Biological process (GO): protein histidyl modification to diphthamide
Molecular function (GO): 2-(3-amino-3-carboxypropyl)histidine synthase activity
Source: RefSeq, a predicted model, not a curated record